Molecule: messenger RNA, 909 nt
Organism: Oryza sativa Japonica Group (Japanese rice)
Lineage: Eukaryota; Viridiplantae; Streptophyta; Magnoliopsida; Poales; Poaceae
Product: ferredoxin-thioredoxin reductase, variable chain
Biological process (GO): photosynthesis
Source: RefSeq, a predicted model, not a curated record
AAAUCCAAGGCAUCGGAGAAUUUUUUACGCAACUCGGAGAAUCGCACACCUCUCCUGUCCCCCCGCACCUCCACCUUUCGUUCCCCACGCCUAUCCUCUUUACUCGGUUCUCCCGCGCCCACCACCUGUUCGACACCGAACUCAACCGUCUCUCCACACCGCGCGCGCGCCGCAGCUUAGCCUCUCGCAAUGGCGACGACCACCGCAGCCUUGGCGCCGCCGUCCACCUCGACGUCCUCCGUCCUCCUCCCCUCAGCCGCCGCCGCCGCCGCCGCCCGAUGCCUCGGGCCGCUGCCCCGCCGCGCGCGCCUCCGGACCGCGCGCCACGUCGCCCUCACCCCCCGCGACUUGUCCGCGGAGGACGUGGCCGCGGAGGAGGCCGCCGUCGCGCCCAAGAUCGGGAAGCGCGUGCGAGUCACGGCGCCCGUGCGCGUGUACCACGUCAUGAAGGCGCCCGACCUGGACAUCAAGGGAAUGGAGGGCGUCGUCAAGCAGUACGUGGCCGUCUGGAAGGGGAAGCGCAUCACGGCCAAUUUCCCCUUCAAGGUGGAGUUCCAUCUCAGCGUGGAGGGCCAGGACAAGCCGGUCAGGUUCUUCGUCCACCUCCGCGAGGACGAGUUCGAGUUCAUCGACGAAUGAGAUCGAUCAGUAACCGUGACCAAGUAAGCCUAGCGCCUUUUGUUAUACAAUAAUGACCGCAGCUGUGGCAUGUGUAUAUUGUUUCGGUUGUGUGGUGAGAGAGAUGAGAGAGACUGAAGAGAGUAGGGAACAUGGCAAGGAAGUUGUUUGCUUACUGUCAUGCUCUUCCUCCUCCAGUUCGACAUCUAAUUUUUCAGAUGUGGGAAAUGUUUGGAUGAUGAUGAUGAUCGAUAGCUAUAAAUAGUGAUCAUUCUGUUGUCUUGCUGGCUA